GUCUUCCGGGCCGCUUCCCGCUCGCGCCGCCGGCUCCAUGGAGAGUGGUACCACCAUGGACUUCCAGGGAACCGCGCUGUCCGCCCCAGCCGGCGGCAGCGAUGAGACCGUGGAGCCGCGGGCCAUGGACACAGAGGAUGGGCCCGACACCCCUGGGCGCUGUGCUGAGGGCGGGCGGCUGGAGGAGCCCUCCCGUACCGCCCCGCAGCCCGGCAAUGGCUCUGGGACGGAGGCGUCGGGGUCCGACGCAGCCCCGGAGCUCGCGGGAGUCGCGGGCGGACGGACCGAGCUGUGCCGGGGCUUGGGAAGAGAGAUGGAAACGGAGGCGAUACCCGAGGUGCCGCAGGGCUCUGCCCGCUGGGAGCCCAGCGCCGGGAGCGCCGCUCGGGGUACGGGGCGCCCCCGGACCCCCAGCAGCGCCGAUCCUGCGGGCAUGGAGCUGGAUGAGACCCCCGAGCCCCGCGCCGGUCCGGGUAUCACCGAGUGGAGCGAGGAUGUGGAGGACGAACCCUCGGAGAUCCAGGGGCUGCUGGCUCAGCUCGAGACCCUCGACCCCAACCUCCGCGACCGCUCAUCUGCCCCAGAGCAGGGCUCGCCAUCCCCCUCGGGCGCUGGUGCCCGGCAGGGCCGCGGGCACUGCCCGGGCAGGUGCCGGCCCUGCCCGCUGCAUGUGGCCACGGGCCGGGGCCUGGCCAUGCGUCCCUGCUGCUCCCAGCACUCUGCCUGCGAGCAGCCCUGCCACGGGCUGCUCUUAGCCGAGGCUGACCGGGAGGAUUUGCUGAGCCUCCUAUGCUACGAGGGGGGGCUGUCCAAGGGUGAUGCCGAGAUCCCCUUGGCCUGCUCUGAUGUCCUGACUGGGACCAGCCUGGAGAUGCUGCAGGUUCAUGAGGAAACAGCCACUGUGGAGAAGUCUGAAGGGCUGGGGAGGCCAGAGAGCUCGAAGGAAGAAUCUUCUGGCAGCUGGUGUUAUGGAGAGGGGCUUCGUGAAGACGAAUCUGCCUGCGAGGGUGCUCAGGAAGGGUCCCCGGGGUUGAUGUGGCCAGCCCUGCCUCCUGCUUUGGCCCCCGGGACAGAGCAACCAUCUCAUGGCACUGUGACCAACAGGGAAUCCCCAUCAUCCUGCCCAGCCUUCAAAGAGGUUCCAGGCCCUUGUGACCCAGAGGACUUGCUGGAUGGUGUGAUUUUUGGGGCCAAGUACCUGGGAUCCACUCAACUGGCCUCAGAAAGGAACCCCCCAACCAGUGUCCGCAUGGCGCAGGCCCAGGAGGCAGUGGACAGGAUCAAGGCACCCGAGGGGGAGUCACAGCCCAUGACAGAAGUGGAUCUGUUUGUCUCCACACAGAGGAUCAAGGUGCUCACUGCUGACACUCAGGAGGCCAUGAUGGAUCACUCCCUCCAGACCAUCUCCUACAUUGCUGACAUCGGCUCCCUCGUGGUGCUCAUGGCACGCCGGAAGCUUCCACGGCGCUCAGAGGUGGCAGAGGAGAAACGACUCUACAAGAUGAUCUGCCACGUCUUCCACUCAGCUGAUGCCCAGGUCAUUGCCCAGGCCAUUGGGCAGGCAUUUGGCGUGGCGUACCAGCGCUUCCUGGAGGCCAACAGCAUUGACCCCAGCGAGCUGAGCCCUUGCCAGUACAGCCGUGCCCUGGAGGACCAGGAGCAGUACAACGCAGAGCUGACUCACUUCUCCCAGCAGGAGAACUGCAAGGAUGUCUGCAUCCGGAAGCAGAAGGGAGAGAUCUUGGGCAUCGCUGUUGUGGAGUCAGGUUGGGGCUCCAUCCUGCCCACUGUGGUCAUCGCCAACCUGAUGCAUGGGGGCCCCGCAGAGCGGUCGGGCGAGCUGAGCAUUGGGGACCGCCUCAUGUCAGUCAAUGGGACCAGCCUGGUUGGGCUGCCCCUGAGCACCUGCCAGAGCAUCAUCCGGGAGCUGAAGCACCAGACUGAGGUGACACUGAACAUUGUACACUGUCCCCCUGUCACCACGGCUGUCAUCCGACGCCCCGACUCCAAGUACCAGCUGGGCUUCUGUGUUGAGAAUGGUGUGAUCUGCAGCCUGAUGCGCGGGGGCAUUGCAGAGCGGGGUGGCGUUCGUGUGGGGCACCGCAUCAUCGAGAUCAAUGGGCAGAGCGUGGUGGCCACGCCCCAUGAGAAGAUCAUCCAGAUCCUCACCGAGGCGGUCAGCGAGGUACACAUUAAGACCAUGCCGGCCUCCACGUACCGUCUGCUGACAGGACAGGAGCAGCCCCUCUUCCUCUGAGCCACCAUGCCUGGGGCAGGCAGGAGCGAGCCCAGGGCUGCAGGGGCAGGACUGGCUUCGCCUUCUGCCCCAGCCCUGCAUUAGAGCCCUCGGCAGGGCUUAAGUCUGCACCUCUUUUGUUUUACUCAGGACACACUGGGACACUGGGGGCCAAUGCCAGCCUGAGCAGCAUCAAGGCCUGCGGUGCCAUGCUUUGGGCACUUCUCCCCCUCCAAUCACCUUUCCCCACCUCACAGUGCCUGAACAGUGCCUGUCCUGCUGCUGCACAGGAUCCCUCGCCUUGGCCUUGUGACAGUGGGAGGAGGGGAGGGCCCUAUCCCCCCAUCCAGUCACUGACUAUUGUACUUUUAUACUCACCAACGGUGCCUUUCCCAAGGUGAGGACGGUGCUGGAAGCACAGCUCAACUCCAGAGCUCAGCCAGCACAGCCCCAGAGCAGCACUGAGCCUGCACACCUGUGUGUGGGUAUGCACUGGCACCCCUGAGGGAUACCCAGCAGCUCCCAGACUCAGCCUUGGAGAAAGAAGCACUCUUAGCACCUGCUCCUGUGGCUUGGCCAGAGGCCUGUUACAGUGCAAACUCACAGUUAGACACACUGCACCAAACUAGGAACCUGCCUCAACUUUUUUUUGGUGCUGCCUUGAAUCUCUUCUGCAUACACAGCCUGGCCCAGAGCCACAGCCCUUGGAGCAGCAGAAGGGAGCAGGGCAUUGCCCAGUCCCAUAUCCUGUGAGCUUGGGGCUGUAAGCCUUUUUGUGAGCAGCACUCUGGGCUCCCAGGGCUUCAGCAGUGCUGACCUAGCUGUACGUUUGUGCUCGGUUGCUCUAAAA
Cinclus cinclus is the source of this 3086-nucleotide messenger RNA. It is a transcript of the gene APBA3, whose product is annotated as amyloid beta precursor protein binding family A member 3. The record is from RefSeq and is a predicted model, not a curated record. Gene Ontology annotation, biological process: chemical synaptic transmission. The transcript is spliced from 10 exons. Lineage: Eukaryota; Metazoa; Chordata; Aves; Passeriformes; Cinclidae. Bases 38 to 2257 code for a protein of 739 amino acids. Gene Ontology annotation, molecular function: amyloid-beta binding; protein binding. Gene Ontology annotation, cellular component: dendritic spine; plasma membrane; cytoplasm.